CCUCUUGUUUGUUAUUGUUGAUGUUUUUUAUAUAUGGUUUUCAAGUUAAGCGUUGUGAAAGUUCUAGUACUAAAGAAAUUUAGAGUAUAUUUUUUUCCUACUUUACCAGGAUAUUUUAAAAUGUGUUCGUCUAUUUACAUAGGCAGUAAAUGUUCUGAUUUUGAAUUUUUGCAUAAUUGUUGACCUUGCUAUUCCCGAAGAGAUACAUUCCUCAACUUAAUCAUUAUGAGACAGUCUGGUGGGUAUUUAGUGUUUGAAGGCAAUAGUAAACUUCCAGUUUGGUUUUGAACACAGCAACACAGAUAAAAUACAAUGAUCUAACUGGUUCCAUGGCGAGGUGGCCAGGUGAUGGAAGAUGGUACACUACCUGCAAGGUGGAAACAGUAGUGAUGUGCAAUGUCGUGGAAAUGUUUUGACUGCUUUCGGAAUCAAGUAGAAGAUGUGCAUCUUUUGGAUUACCAACACUUCAUGCUGUAUGAUGUGCCUAUUGAAGUGUUUACCUAUGAACGAACAUUGGAAGAGUUAAAAUUGGAUUCAAAUAGGAUAAGGGAUUUACCACGGCCAUUAUUUCACUGCCAUGGCCUGAAGAUCCUAUCACUCAGUGAUAAUGACAUACAGACUUUACCUCCGGCUGUUGCCUCCUUAAUCAACUUGCAGCAGCUUGAUCUCAGCAAAAAUGCUCUUUCUGCAAUUCCUGAUAACAUAAAAUGCUGUAAACAGUUGCACUGUGUGGAUGUUAGCAUAAAUCCACUGGAGAAACUACCAGAAGGCUUUACACAGUUGAUAAACUUGGAAGAACUGUACUUAAAUGACACAUACUUGGAAUUCCUGCCAGCAAAUUUUGGUCGUCUUACGAGAUUGAAGAUCUUGGAGUUGAGGGAAAACAACUUGAAUACAUUACCAAAAUCUAUUGCCAGACUUUCUAAACUUGAACGUCUAGACCUUGGACAAAAUGAGUUUACUGAUGUGCCAGAAGCUAUUGGCAGUUUGACCAAUUUGACAGAACUCUGGGUUGAUUGUAACAGAAUCAAAAGUAUUUCAUCUGUGAUUGGAAAUCUGAAGAAUUUGGUACAUUUUGAUGCAAGCAGCAAUAAUAUAAAUGGUAUUUCUUCAUUAAUAGAAAAAUGUGAAAAACUAGUUGAUUUAACUCUAUCAUGCAAUGAGCUUCAGGAGAUCUCUUCAUCUAUUGGAAACCUGAAGGAGUUGGUAACGUUGAAGUUGGAUGAUAAUCAUUUACGGAUUAUUCCAUCUUCCAUUGGAAAUCUUUCACUGCUUCAAGAGUUAAUACUGAGUCACAAUAAUCUUGAAAGUCUUCCCAGCACAGUUGGUUUGUUACGGCAGUUGCACAUUUUGAAUGUUGAUGACAACAUUCUUGAAGAUUUGCCUCCAGAAAUAGGCAGCUGUAGUUCAUUAACUCUUCUGAGUGUCCGCAACAACAAACUUCAAGAUGUACCUGCAGAAUUGGGUCACUUGCAAAGGAUUAAAGUUAUUAACUUAAGUGAUAAUUUACUUCAAAAUCUUCCUGUUUCUAUUCUAAAACUGACCCACCUUAAUGCAUUAUGGUUGUCAAAUAAUCAAAGCACACCUUUGCCGAUACUGCAAAAAGAAUUUGACAGAGAUACAGGCCAGACUGUGUGUGUUAAUUUCAUGUUACCACAGACUCCACAACUACAAGAUUUUGCUGCUGGUGGCCAGUAUACUGAGCCUGAUGAAGCGCCAACUCGCUCCCGCCCGCUCAUUCGGUUUGCAGUUGAAGCGCAAGACGAGGAACCAAAUCAUUUGCUGCGUGCACCCACACCUUACCCAAAAGAGCUUCGUGCAAUGGCAAAGCAUGCUCGAGCUCUACAUCAAGGGCCAAAACGAGCAUACAAAGACGCAAUUGAAGAUGCCCCUCUUCUCGGUAAACUGAGGACUCCAUGGCCAGGUGAUGUUCUGAUAAAAGAAGCCAAAGUAAAGAAACCAGAAACAUUUUCACUGUGUGAGCAAAGUAAACCAGCACUUUUUCCUGCUCUCAGUGUUUCUGAAUCUAUUCAAGAAACAUCUCUGCAUUCAGCAGAAAAUAGACCAAUUAUUCGUGAAGCCAAGUAUGUACGACAAAGAACCUCUACAGCAUACAGUAAUGGAAACAAGCUGUGUGAUGAAUCUUUGCAGCAGAAUCAGAGUUCUAUGCCAUCGUGUUCUACUGGAGACAAUUUGAGAUUUAGUAUUGCUUCGUCAUCAGACCACCCGCUUCAACCACCUCCGUACCACAUUGCUGCAGCUUAUUCAAAACAAGCAAAGUGGUUUGGGCAUUUUAAUCCUCAUAUAAAAACAGAAAAAAGUACAAAUAUGCAGUGUGCUGAUAUUGCUGCAGCAUCAUCCAGUAAAAAUGGAUCUUCUUUUCAUAGUGCUGCUGUAAAGACUGUAGGUUCUGACAACGUUGAUUCUGGGUUACUUCAACCGAAUGGUGAAGUUUUCAAUGGCAAAUCUCAGUGCAUAAACAAUACUUUAAUUAGAACAUGUUCAGAAGAUGAUAUGCACGUUAAAAAUGAGGUGGACAUUUCUCUGCAUGUUGAUGAUUGUGGAUCCAGUCAUAAAAAUGACCAAUUGAGAACUGAAAUACAUAGUUCUCAAGUAUCAUCUAAAUGGUUUAUUGAUAAUUUGCAGACGCCUCAAUAUGAGGAAAGUGUUAAAUCAUUAGGGAGUGAUUGCAGGACAACCCAUGUUAACAGCAAAGAAAAUGUACUAAGUAGUAAUGCAGAUUUAAAUGUCAUGCAACAAGUGCCUUGCCUAGGUGAAGAAGCAGUGUGUUCAUCUAGUUUAAAUAAAGGAAUGAAUGGAACUAUUUGUUGUAGUAAAGAUGAUGUAAAUUCCUCUGUUGAGAAAUAUUCAGACUGUGUUAUUACACAACUAUCAAGCCAUUUUGUUCCUACAUCUACAGACGCAGAGACUGAAAAUGAAUCUUCAAGUUUUUUGUCAAGUGAAAAUAAAAAUAGUUCAUACUGUGUCAAUUCACCAGAAAUAGUUUCCGAUAUCAUAAAUAAUAUAACUACGUAUAGACCAAUUGAAACAUCACCUGAAGAGCCCUCUGUAUUUCCUAUGUACGACAAAGAAUAUUCUGAACAUCAUAAUUUUAGACAUGUUAAUGGUCAGUUCCUAGACACUAUAGCUUUAACUAAUAAUGAAGCUCUUGCAUAUGAAUGUAGCAGACAAGUGCCUUAUAACAGUGAUAUUUUGUCACGUAACACUAAAGUGAGCAAGAGGGAUAUUAAGAUAGAACAAUCUGACAGUAUUAAAUCACCAUGUAUAGAAAAUUUUGAACCGAGUUACCAACCAAAUUCUACAGUGACAGCCCUUACACCUGUUCUCAAAAAUACAAAAGUUUCUCCAUCUACUUCAGCAAGUCGAAAAAGUUCAAAUUUGUGGAGGUUUGGUCUACAUAGAAAUCCAACUGUGUUCCCUGUUUUAAUUCAAAAGAAUGAAGAUAUUGGAUUCAAUAUUAAUGGAAAUGUGGAAACUUCAUUGUUAACUGAAAAUCAAAAGGGAAUUUUUGUGGUCAGCAUUGACCCCUGUGGGCCAGCGAGAAGUCUUCUCCUACCAGGUGAUAAAAUUUUGGAAGUUGAUGGCAUUGAUUUCAACAAGAUUAACUUUGAAGAGGCAGUUAAAAUUUUGCAGCAGACGGGAAACAUUGUUCACAUGAUGAUAUCGAGACAAUAAUUUGGGCUGUACUUAUAUGUUUAAGACAUUUAUAAAAUCAUUAAAAAAAAUUGUCAUACUGUACAAAAAAUUUUUUUUUAUAAAAGAUCAAUGAAAAAUGAUGUAUUUUCAGAGUUUUUAACUUUGUAUUUUUGUAAAUAAAUGUAUUUGUAGAAAUUUA
Bacillus rossius redtenbacheri is the source of this 3856-nucleotide messenger RNA. It is a transcript of the gene Lap1, whose product is annotated as protein lap1. NCBI's taxonomy places the organism in Eukaryota, Metazoa, Arthropoda, Insecta, Phasmatodea, Bacillidae. Gene Ontology annotation, cellular component: postsynaptic density; postsynaptic membrane; adherens junction. Gene Ontology annotation, molecular function: protein binding. Bases 397 to 3696 code for a protein of 1099 amino acids. Gene Ontology annotation, biological process: neurotransmitter receptor transport postsynaptic membrane to endosome; neurotransmitter receptor transport, endosome to postsynaptic membrane; receptor clustering. The record is from RefSeq and is a predicted model, not a curated record. The transcript has 16 exons.